Messenger RNA from Talaromyces amestolkiae, 1281 nucleotides. RefSeq lists its product as uncharacterized. NCBI's taxonomy places the organism in Eukaryota, Fungi, Ascomycota, Eurotiomycetes, Eurotiales, Trichocomaceae. The transcript has 6 exons. Gene Ontology annotation, cellular component: ribosome; mitochondrion. Gene Ontology annotation, biological process: translation; oxaloacetate metabolic process; L-glutamine metabolic process. Gene Ontology annotation, molecular function: structural constituent of ribosome; omega-amidase activity. The record is from RefSeq and is a predicted model, not a curated record. The coding region runs from base 1 to 1281 and encodes 426 amino acids.
AUGACGACCCUCCUCAAGCAACCCCUCAAGCUCGCUCUCAUACAGUUAGCAUCCGGAGCCGACAAAUCCGUAAACCUAAGCCAUGCGCGCGUCAAAGUCCUCGAAGCCGCCAAAGCAGGCGCCAAACUAAUCGUCCUUCCGGAAUGCUUCAACUCUCCCUACGGCACACAAUAUUUCCCCAAAUACGCCGAAACACUCCUCCCCUCGCCGCCCACAGAGGAUCAGUCCCCUUCCUACCAUGCGCUAUCCAAGCUAGCCGCAGAGGCGAAAUCAUACCUCGUCGGAGGAAGUAUUCCUGAGCUGGAACCAGAGACGAAGAAGUACUACAACACAUCACUCGUCUUCUCGCCUACAGGCGCGUUGAUCGGCACACAUCGCAAAACGCAUUUAUUCGACAUUGAUAUUCCAGGCAAGAUUACAUUCAAAGAGAGCGAAGUCCUCUCUCCAGGCAACAAGGUUACAAUACUCGACUUGCCGGAAUACGGCAAAAUCGGCCUAGCGAUCUGCUACGACGUACGGUUUCCCGAACUAGCUAUGGUAGCAGCUCGCAAGGGCGCAUUCAUCCUCGUUUAUCCCGGCGCAUUCAACACCACCACCGGACCCAUGCACUGGUCUCUUCUCGGACGGGCGCGCGCUAUCGACAACCAGGUAUACGUUGCCAUGUGCAGUCCAGCGCGGGACAUAAACGCCAGUUACCAUGCUUAUGGCCACACGUUCAUCGCUAGUCCUAAUGCAGAGGUUUUGGGAGAAUUGGACGAGAAGGAGGAUAUUGUCUAUGCUGAUUUGACGGGUGAGGCUAUUGAUUCUGCUCGGAAGGGCAUUCCGGUGUAUACACAGCGUCGGUUUGAUGUUUAUCCUGACCUCGACGACGACGACAACAAAAGACGACAGUCCGGCACAUCUACCAAAAUGUCGAGCACCACCAAGGGAAAGAAGAGCGGUCGUUCCGCCAUCGCCGACGUUGUGUCGCGCGAAUACACCAUCCACUUGCACAAGAGAGUGCACGGUGUCUCUUUCAAGAAGCGUGCUCCCCGCGCCGUCAAGGAGAUUCGCGCUUUCGCUACCCAGGCUAUGGGCACCAAAGACGUCCGCCUCGACCCCCAGUUGAACAAGAAGGUCUGGGAAGCCGGUAUCAAGGGUGUCCCCUUCCGUCUCCGUGUCCGCAUCAGCCGCAAGCGUAACGACGAGGAAGGCGCCAAGGAGAAGCUGUACAGCUACGUCCAGGCCGUCAAUGUCAAGGAGGCCAAGGGCCUUAACACCACUGUUGUCGAGGAUGCUUAA